Colossoma macropomum (tambaqui) is the source of this 509-nucleotide messenger RNA. Its product is annotated as ribonuclease inhibitor-like. Lineage: Eukaryota; Metazoa; Chordata; Actinopteri; Characiformes; Serrasalmidae. The coding region runs from base 108 to 509 and encodes 133 amino acids. Gene Ontology annotation, molecular function: protein binding. The transcript has 4 exons. The record is from RefSeq and is a predicted model, not a curated record.
ACUAAACCGGUUAAAGUGAAUAUGAAACUCUUGGCUCAUUUUAGAGAAGAGUGGAACAUAAAGUCCUUCAGGAGAAAAGACGGUUCCAGCUGUGACCUGUAGGAGACAUGAACUCCAAAAUGAGUUCCUCUGGAGAAGAACACACAGAGAAACACCAGAGGCUGGGUAAUCUCACAGACAAAGUCUGCGCAGCUCUGUCCUCAGUUCUCAGCUCAGAGACCUCAGGUCUGAGAGAACUGGACCUGAGUGGCAAUAACCUAGAGGAUUCAGGAGUGAAGCUUCUCUCUGCUGGACUGGAGAAUCCACACUGUAAACUAGAGAAACUGAGACUGUGGUACUGCGGAAUUACAGGUGAAGGCUGUGCUGCUCUGGUUAAAGCUCUAAAAUCAAACCCCUCAUCUCACCUGAGAGAGCUGGACCUGAGCUACAAUAAACCAGGAGAGUCAGGAGUGAAGCUGCUCUCUGAUCUACUGGAGGAUCCACACUGUAAACUGGAGAAACUAGAGUGA